AUGGACGCCGUUCAAGGACCAUUUCCCCCACCUGGUGAAAACCAACAUCGCAGUGCUCCUCUAGCACCUACACAAGAACUUGCCUAUCGAAAGAAAUGCAUUGCCCUCAAAAGGCGCCUUGCAGAGAUCGAAACAAACAAUGAUGCCACGCGCCGCAAAAUCAUACAAGAGACCGAACAUGUCGAGAAAAUGCGCCUUCUACGAGCCAUCCUGCUUAACCAACUCAAAGACAUCAUGACAACACCGGCCAAAAAGCUCACUCCCGAACAGCGCGAAAGACUCGGUCUUCUAGCAAAUGGAAGAGGCAACCUCGCAGAAUUGGCAGGACCUGGCAUCACCCAGGAACUACUGCGCUCCCGACCGGAGGGUGAUGGAUUAUUAGAUGACAGUUCAGAAGAAAGUGACGAAGAGGAACCUGAGCCUCAAGAAAGACCUGAAAGACGCAGGAGAGCCAACAACAAUUAUCGAGGCGAAACUAUUCUGAAUACCAAUCUCCCCGGAGAUCCAUCCCCUGCACCAUAUCAACAGUCCUCCCUGCCCAACUUGGCUCCUGCGAAUUCCUUUUCGUCUGCAACCCCUAUAGAGCCAGCGGCUCUACCUCGUUCUUCCCGCCUGUCUACGAACACGCCGCAGCAUGGUGCACAAUUGGGGAUUACUGACUCUAUGUAUGCUCAAUCCUCACCCAUUCCUGGCAAUGAGCACUUGGGUCUGCACUCUCCUAGUCAGCGGGCCGCCCAUCUUGAUACCAAUGGUCUUAGUCGAGGCCCAGCUGUCCAAACACGACCUGAAAGACCAGAUGCUCCUUUUGUCCAAUUUACCAAUCACAUGCGCCCACAACUUGAGGCUGACGACUUCGCACAUCACGCAAUUCCCGCACGGAUUCAAUCUGAGUGGGAUGGACUGAGUCCUGAAAACAGGAAGCUUUGGGAUGACAGAUACCAAGAACAAAUGCAGGAAUAUGAGGCCAACAUGGACGCCUGGAAGAAAGCUUCUCGACGUGAAGCAUCAAGCAGUGCCUUUGCAAAUUCAUAG
Molecule: messenger RNA, 1032 nt
Organism: Exophiala bonariae
Lineage: Eukaryota; Fungi; Ascomycota; Eurotiomycetes; Chaetothyriales; Herpotrichiellaceae
Exons: 2
Coding region: 1-1032 (343 amino acids)
Source: RefSeq, a predicted model, not a curated record